AGUUUGCAAAGAAAAUAGGAGGAGCAUUGCCGCCUAAGGUACCAAAACAGCGCCAAGCCAACGAAAGACGUUAAAAUCUAAUCCACAAUUACUGUAAUUAGGGUUUCUUAAAAAAUUCUGAAAUUGUUGUGAUUUGACUGAUUCAAUCGGAAAACAUGAGAAGCGAAUCAGCGAUCAUGCGAAAUCCUCACCUCGACGAGGUUCUGACGAUCGAAAUUCCCGUUUUAAGAUGCUGUAUAUCAAACAUGGUGUAGCUGUAUCAAACAUACACAAGUUCUGAGUGUUGCAUCUUUGUAAGGAAGAGUACACAUAUGCUGUUCUAACGUUGAAUACGUGAUAAACAUCAACAACCUGCAACUGAGCGUUGCUGCUGAACCAUCAUGGCUGCUGACCUGAUAUGACAUGGCCACUUGUUUGCUUGCACAUGCUAUUGUUGAUGACUACUACUCCCAAGUAUAUGGUCUUGAAUGUGUGGCAAUUGUUGAUGAACUUGAGAGAUGAUGGUGAAUACGAGGAAGUCUUUGAAGAUGUGAGGGAGGAAUGUGAAAAAUAUGGAGGCUUGUUGAGUGUUAUUAUUCUGCGACCUAUUAUGGAAGGAAACCUGAUUCCUGGUGGUUGGAAGGUAAAGUCUUUCGUAUCAUUUUUUAUAUCAAAUUAUUUUAAAUUCUCGUUUUAUUUCUUACAUUACCAAUGUGUUCAUACUUCAUAUGUCUAAUAGAUAAAACUAACUACUCAAAUAAAAUGGGGAUACGAAUGCUUUAGAUGUUAUUUUAGGAAAUAAAAUGGUAAAAUUUGCUACUUUGGCAUCAAAUGAGCAAUAUAACAAGUGUUCAGUUGGAAAAAGAUCUCAUUUAGGAAGCUGAACGAACCAUUAAAACAAGCUUGUUAUAGAACAGUGUUCUCUUUAUAUUUAUAGAUGCUCUCCAAGAUUCUCAACUAAGGGUGAUACAUCGAGAUUUGAAACCCAGCAACAACAUAUUCUUAAUAAUGAAAUGAAUUCUAAGAUUUUGAAUAUCAGCAGGGCUAGUCUUAUUCAAGCAGAUCAAACUCGAGGAGAUAGUAACAUAGUUCUUGGUACCCUGUAAGUUUUCUAACAUCAUAGCUUACCACAAGCUAAAAUCAUCAUAACAUUUUCAGUACCAGAAAAUGUUUGGGGAUUUGUAUUGUUUCAUUGGAUACUAAUUUUAUCUCUUACACUUACAAUUUUUACAAUAUAUGCCUCCUGAAUAUGUGCAACAUGGGCAUUUUUCUGUCAAAUCUUAUGCAUUCAGCUUUGGUUAUAGUCCUGGAAAUCAUAAAUGGCCAACUGAUUGGUAGCUUUUGGGAUGAAGAAAAAGGAGAAAGUCUUCUGAGCUUCGUAAGUCUUGUGUUCAGUUUCUCCAUUUAUUAAAAAUAGACUUUGUCGUCUUUCAUCAUCAUUAUCAAUCCACUAUUCUGCUCAAAAACAGGGUUUGGGUGAGGAAAGGUGACAGACAAUCCAUACCCCUACUCUCUUUAAAGGGAAGACUAGAGGAAUAUGGUCAAUUUUACCCCAAAAGAAAGACUUUGUCGUCUUUAAUUGAGAUAA
Messenger RNA from Amaranthus tricolor (Joseph's coat), 1567 nucleotides. RefSeq lists its product as uncharacterized. Lineage: Eukaryota; Viridiplantae; Streptophyta; Magnoliopsida; Caryophyllales; Amaranthaceae. The transcript is spliced from 4 exons. Bases 398 to 715 code for a protein of 105 amino acids. The record is from RefSeq and is a predicted model, not a curated record.